CAGCCGGGCCGUAGCAUGAACGGCUCCCGGGCGGGCGCUGGGGCCCCGGCCACCUGGCUGAGCUGCUGCAACCAGUCGGGGGUGCCGCCACCGGAGCCCCCAGAGGGGCCGCGCGUCGUGCAGGCGGCGGUGCUGGGCGUGCUGUCGCUGCUGGUGCUCUUCGGGGUCCUGUUCCUGGGCGGCGGCCUCCUCCUCCGCGCCCAGGGCCUCACGGCGAUGCUGGUCAGCGAGCGGCGCGCGUCCCGCGAGACCGAGCCCGGCGGCGCCAGCGGAGGCGAGGACGACUCCUAGGCGCCCGUGCGCUCGAGAGUCGCGGCCUCCAGGCGGCCUGGGACGCGGCACCCGACGGCUACUGCGGAGCGGGGGUGCCGCGUCCUCCGCCGAGGCUGGCACCCGCUCAGGAAGCCGGGACUGAGGAUUCUCAGCUGUGGGGGCUCCAUCUGGCUUUCCUGUCUCUGACUCUCCAAGGACAAGAACCAUCCGGAGGGAAGGGCCUGGGUGGCCUAAAUACAAGCUCAGUGCUGGGAGAGCCCGGCCGUGGCCUGUGCCGGGGACCUCGAUGUUCCUGGGGGAAGAUACUGGGAUGUUUGCUGUGGAACUCUGACCCUGGCCAAGGCUGUCUGACUGAGUGAGGAGGAAGAAGAUUCAGAGAAUUGGGGAACGAGUGCUGCUGUCUUCCCAUCUCUCAGGCCGCAGCUUGGAGUGACAGAUUCUUGAGCCUCGCGUGGUCUGUCUCCCAGAGAGCUUUGCCACCAGCCUGCAGCACCGGGGAGCUCCUGCUGCCUUUGAUCCCUGAGCGGUGCAGACAAGACUGGGAGAAAGCUGGCUUGUGGUGAGGCCUCCACCUGCGAUCCUGAUCCUUGCACUCAGCCCCGCCUCUCGUUUGCUCCGUCCGUUCAGCCUCCUGCAGUACCCGUGGACGUGGGGCUGGGAGGUCAGCGCUCCAGGGAUGAGCGAGCCCCCUGAGCAGCUGCUGCAUGUCUGGGGCGCCGGAGUGUGCACGUACACCCUGGGUGCUCAGUGCCGCAGAUGCUGGCUCCGCCCCCUGACCUGCAGGCCUCGGAGGACAGGGGUGCAGCCCCUGGCCCAUCGCUGAUACUGGGCUGCUGUGGUCUGACAGGCCAGUGACCUGUCCCUGCUGAGGGCCGUGGGUCAGUGUCGUCCAUUUGGAGAUCUUUGGUGCCCCAGCAAUGCCCUAUCACUUCCUGUGGC
This is a messenger RNA of Zalophus californianus (California sea lion), 1212 nucleotides long. RefSeq names its product small integral membrane protein 41 (gene SMIM41). Bases 16 to 291 code for a protein of 91 amino acids. NCBI's taxonomy places the organism in Eukaryota, Metazoa, Chordata, Mammalia, Carnivora, Otariidae. The transcript is spliced from 4 exons. The record is from RefSeq and is a predicted model, not a curated record.